AUGGCGUCCCCAUCACCCCCGUUACAAAGGGCCCGUGGAGCAAGGGCACGCAUAUGCGUGCACUGCGGUCGGAGCUUCCGGCGAACAGAGCAUUUGGAGCGUCACAUUCGCACCCACACCAAGGAGAAGCCAUUUAUUUGUUUCUGUGGGGCAGCGUUCACUAGAAGGGAUCUACUGAAGCGUCACACGCGCAUCUCCCACCAAGAUGGCCUUACCUCGCCAAGUGCGCCGCCUGAGCCAACCGCAAAGUCGGAUUUCCAGCCAGCACAUCAUCCUGCAGCUAUCCCGCAAUAUGAUACACCAUCCCGCUCGGUAGGGCCCCUUGCAGGACCGUCUGCUGUGCACCAAUGGCCUGCUGCACCGAGUACACCUUAUCUAGACCAGAGCCAUGCUGCUGGCAUGCUUCCAGCAGCUGCGGCUGCCUCGAACCCGGCUAUGGAGGCACAUCCCGGUAUGGUGCAUGAUCCAGACAUGCUUCAAGCUGCGCAAUUGCUUCUUCCUGGUGAUUACCAGGCUACAGCGCAACCUAUGCCCUACCUACCUGAAGAUUUAAACCAUUUCCAAGAGUUUACUCACUUCUUGGAUUCAAUUGGCCUACCUGGAGAAUGGCUUCCCAGCGAAGGAGAAACAUCUCAAACACAAGAUGUCCCUCUGGAAAAUGUCCAAGAAGCCGCCCGACCGACUCAAGAUCAACAGGAAAGGCAGCGACGAAAUCCAGGUGGCACGUCUCGGGGAGACUCACCAUUUCGAUCAUGGCUUCCGUCUGUACCAAGGGGUGACCAGAGCUUAGGGAACCUCUCCGAUUCUGAACCCCCACAAGUAGCAAAGAAAACAUCGCGAUUCAAUGUCACUGAAGACCAACGCUUUCGACUAGCAGCCUCCCUUGAAGAUUUCCGCAACGUCAUUCCUGACUUCGUACUGCCAUCUCGACAUACAUUGACGCGAUAUCUCACGUCCUACUUCGAGGGAUUUCAACCUCAUCUUCCGUUUAUGCACAUACCAACUUUUCAUAUUAAUGAACGUGCCCCUGAGGUCAUCCUCGCCAUAAUGACGAUUGGCGCUCAAUAUCGAUUUGAACAUCGCAACGCGGAAAGGAUCUUCCACGUCUCUAAAGCGGUCCUCUUUGAGCGGAUGUCCCGAGAAUCCCGUCUUCCUUCUAAACCUAGCUACAGUUCAGCCUCUCAAGUGCCGCUGGGGAUCCCGCCAUAUUCCAACUUCGGAGACCAAUCCCUCACAGCACCGCAGGUAGCAGCGGAACGAAAUGCUUCAUGGAAGCAGAUUGAAGUCACUCGCUGUUUGCUCAUUCUGAUGGGCUACGCCACUUGGGAGAAUGCGCGACUGGUACAAGAAGCCUUCCACCUCCAGGGAUUGUUGGUUCGACACCUCCGUGAGGCUGGGUUGACAGAAGACCCCUUGCGCUCAGAUCCACGAGCGCCUCUUGAUUGGUAUGAAUGGGCUGAUCAAGAAUCUGGCCGACGCACAAAGUUGAUUGCGUUCUGUUUCGUCCACAUCCACAGUAUCGCGUACAACGCCUAUCCCUCUCUGCGCAGUAAUGAGAUUCACCUGCGGCUGCCUUGUUCCACCAUGGAAUGGAUUGCAGCCACCCCUCAAGAAUGGGAAGCGGCUCAGCGGGAGAGAGGUCCACAGCAGCUAUUCUUCCAGGAUGCAUUGACCCUUCUUCUACAGAAGUCCCGAUCAGCUGUGCCGUUGGAUCCUAUCCCGGCACCAUUGGGUAACUAUAUUCUCCUCCACGGUCUCCUACAAAGAAUCCAUCUUGUGAGCGAGCUAUCAUUACCAAAUGGAAACCACUCCACAACUCUCCCUACUGAAGAGCUUAACAAACUAGAACGAGCUCUUCGUUCCUGGACCUCAGUAUGGCAACAAGCCCCCGAGUCCAGUCUCGAUCCACACAACGCCAACGGUCCAAUCCCAUUCACCUCAAGCGCUUUCCUAGGCCUGGCCUACGUCCGCCUCUCCAUGAAUCUAGGUCCCUACCGACGACUCGAAACUCGUGAUCCAGUGGUCAUCGCCUCAGCACUCCGACGCUCCCCACGUCCAGAGCGAAGCUACCGCCUCAUCCCGGCUCUGAUCUACGCUGCCCAUGCUCUCAGCAUCCCCGUGCGUCUCGGUAUUGACCAUAUUGCUCGCAGUCAGGCUUUCUUCUGGAGUGUGCGUCAUUCGCUUGCUAGUCUUGAGUGUGCUGUGCUGCUCAGCAAGUGGCUCUUUAGUCUUGCUGAGGCCGGGCCGGAUCAAUCUUUGAGCGAAAACGAAACCCGUAUUCUACGAUGGACACGCUGCAUAAUCGAGGAAGCAUACUCAUCUAUAGAUCUAGAUGAAGGUGAGGCACCGCCGAACCUUGAACCGGCUUCUUUGGGCAUGGCUGUUCUCAAGCUGUGGGCCCGAUUAUUCCGUACGAACACCCAAUGGCCAUUUAUCAAUGUCCUUGGGCAGAGUUUGGAACGAUACAUGACUAUGAUUUGA
Molecule: messenger RNA, 2481 nt
Organism: Penicillium arizonense
Lineage: Eukaryota; Fungi; Ascomycota; Eurotiomycetes; Eurotiales; Aspergillaceae
Product: C2H2-type zinc finger protein
Exons: 6
Coding region: 1-2481 (826 amino acids)
Biological process (GO): DNA-templated transcription; regulation of transcription by RNA polymerase II
Cellular component (GO): chromatin
Molecular function (GO): zinc ion binding; DNA-binding transcription factor activity, RNA polymerase II-specific; RNA polymerase II cis-regulatory region sequence-specific DNA binding
Source: RefSeq, a predicted model, not a curated record